ACCAUAAACCAAUCAGAAUGUGCUCUGUGACGUGAGGCGGAAGUGAAGCAGGUUUGUUUCUGGUAUAGACCGACACAGGUUCCAGCAGCAUGACUUCUCAGGUGAUGAACAACCCGGACGAGAUCGCCAAGCUUUUCCGGGAGCAAAGUCAGUUCCCAUCCCUAAGCCGUGCCGACAUUGGUCCAGGGAUAACGACUCAGUACGGCGGGAAGUACAGCAACAUUUACACAGAAUGGAGUCAGCGGGACCUAGAAAGAAAUGAACAAGUGAAGUUUUGCCGCCAGUACAUUGUGUUUCACGAUGAUCAGUCCGUUGUCUUCUCCGGACCAUCUGGGAACUGCACAGAGAUCAAGGGAGUGCUGUUGAGCAGAGACUCUCCCUCAGGGGACAUGAAAGCUGUGGUCAGAGAAUGCACUAUCAAAGGAGAGGAGAAGCAGUUCCUGGAGAUUUGGCACAAGAACAGCAAGGUGAAGAGUCUCAAUCUCACAGAUCUCAAGAAGCAUGGCAAAGUCUAUGAAGAUGAUCAGUUUGGCUGCCUAGUCUGGUCUCACUCUGAAACUCACCUCCUGUAUGUGGCCGAGAAGAAAAGGCCCAAGGCUGAGUCCUUCUUCAAGACAGAAUCUCCUGAGUCGAGUCCAGUAGGGGAUGAGGAGGAGCGAAUUAAGGUGGGCAAGAAGGAAGAGGCCUUGAAGGGGGAUCAGUUUGUGUAUUAUGAGGACUGGGGAGAGACACUGGUGAACAAGAGCACUCCUGUUCUCUGUGUGCUGGACAUCGAGGGCAGCAAUGUGUCUGUACUGGAGGGCAUUCCAGAGAGCAUUUCUCCUGGCCAGGCAUUCUGGGCUCCCAAUGACACAGGGGUGGUGUUUGUGGGAUGGUGGCAUGAACCCUUUCGGCUAGGACUGAGAUACUGCCCCAACAGAAGGUCCUCCUUGUUUCAUGUGGAUCUGACAAGUGGAAAGUGUGAUCAGUUAUCAGACUCCAGUGCAGUUUCCUCCCCUCGUCUCAGUCCUGACAACUGCAGGAUUGUGUACCUGGAGUGUGGAGUAUAUGGACCCCACCAGCAGUGCAGCCGACUAAGCAUGUAUGACUGGUACACUAAGAAGACUUCAGUCAUUGUAGAUGUGGUGAAAAGGCCAGGGGAAGAUGGCUUCACUGGGAUCUACAGCUCCAUGCUGUCUCCUAUGUGCUGGUCGGCUGACAGCCAGCGGGUCCUCAUCUCCUGCGCCCAGAGGAGCCAUCAGGAACUUAUGGUGGUUGACAUCUCCACAGGCGGUGUCUCAUCACUCACUUCCAAGUCGGACAUGGGGAGCUGGUCACUCCUCACCGUUCACAAGGACCUGAUGGUGGUCAGCUGCUCCUCCCCAAAUUGCCCUCCCAGUCUGAGAGUGGGCUUCCUGCCUGAGAAAGGCCCUGAGGUGCAGGUGAGCUGGGUCACCCUGGAAACGGCUGAGGUGCAGUCUGACAUAGAUUGGAAAGUCCUCACCUUUAAUCCACCCCCAGGGCAGGAGAACGACCAAUACCCUGGUUUGGAUUUUGAAGCCCUGCUGCUGAAACCAAAGGAAUCCAAAGAGGGAGUGAAGCUGCCACUCAUUGUCAUCCCACAUGGUGGUCCUCACUCAGUCAUAACUGCAGACUGGCUCUUGUCCACCGCUGUUUUUUGUAAGAUGGGAUUUGCUCUUCUACUAGUGAAUUACCGUGGCUCUACUGGAUUUGGCCAAGACAGCAUCUACUCUCUACCAGGGAAGGUUGGCACACAAGACGUGCUAGAUGUUCAGUUUGCAGUGGAGUCGGUGCUAAAGCAGGGCUGCUUCGAUGAGCAGAAGGUGGCCAUUUCAGGGGGCUCCCAUGGCGGCUUCCUGGCGUGCCACCUGAUUGGCCAGUUCCCGGACUUCUACAAGGCGUGUAUCGCACGGAAUCCCGUCACCAACCUGACGACCAUGAUUGGCAGCACUGACAUUCCAGACUGGUGCAUGGUAGAAGCAGGGCUGGAUUAUACUCCAGAUGCUCAGCUUGACCCUGCUGCUUACGGGCAGAUGUUUGACAAGUCUCCCAUUAAACACAUCUCUCAGGUGAAGACACCAGUUCUGCUGACACUGGGGGAGGAUGAUAAGCGUGUUCCUCCAAAGCAAGGCAUUGAGUACUACAGAGGCCUAAAGGCUCGCCAAAUCCCAGUGAGGUUACUGUGGUACCAAGGCAAUAACCAUUCACUGUCCACAAUUGCCGCCGAGUCCGACGGGUUCAUGAAUAUUGCUUUGUGGAUCAUCCAGCACUGUGGCCUUAAAUCUGACCAAUAAAUUUGGUCUCGGUGAGCAGCCGUCCAAAAUCACGGUUCUCCUGCUGCCGGUUUCCGUGCAGGGGGAAGCGUGUGAGCGAGAGGUGGAGCACCCUGAUCUCUGACUGUCUCUGGUGGAUGCUUCCUGUUUCUCUCUCCGCCUACACUCACACAUGCCAGAGGAUUCAACCCCAUUAGCACUGACACUACUUUUUAAACCAAAAUAUAUGAAGGGGUCUUGGUAAGGUGCUCAACUUGGUAGGGAUUCUGUGUUCAUUCUUCCAAAUGAAUGUCUUAAAAACUGGAUCCAUAUAACAAUGUAGGUCUAUCUAAUCUGCCAUUCUGUAAUGUCAUUUUUUUUUUUUAUCUCUUCAGUAAUAAAACAUAACGAGUUCCCUAAAGUCUGGCAUAAUUGUAAAAUUUAUGAAGAUGCAUUUUCAGUGCAAUCUAAUGGUUCAGAGUGAAACUAACCAUUGCUUAUAGCAGAUGCCUCCACCCCUGGCACUGCAGAAAAGGCAAAAUGUGUGGUUGUCUCGAGUGUUUUAUAAAUGGGUUCUGAGAUGCUCUGGCUUUUGGUACUCUCUGUGAAGCGUAUUAUCUGGAUUCUUUCAAUAAAAUGUUUGUUUAUGA
This is a messenger RNA of Clupea harengus (Atlantic herring), 2902 nucleotides long. RefSeq names its product acylaminoacyl-peptide hydrolase 1 (gene apeh1). NCBI's taxonomy places the organism in Eukaryota, Metazoa, Chordata, Actinopteri, Clupeiformes, Clupeidae. The record is from RefSeq and is a predicted model, not a curated record. Gene Ontology annotation, biological process: proteolysis. Gene Ontology annotation, molecular function: serine-type endopeptidase activity.